UUGGGCCAACAGGUUUUGGGAUUUGAUGAUACGCCAUAAAGCUAAACCCUUUAUGGACGGGAAACCCAAGGUAAUCCCAUAAACCGGCCUUCCCCAUUUUAUAUACGUACAUGUAUCACACUGUCGUUUGGACGAAAUAGUAGUCACUUUCCAUUUGCAACGUUUUCUCUCCAGUCAAGAUAUUUUGCUGUCGGGAAAUUAACAAGUGUUAUUUCAGGAAAUAAGGAAAUCCAAAGGCCCAGUAUUUGCAUAAUACAUUAUAUCAUCUGAUGGAGAGGGGGAGGACUUUCGGAAGACGAACGAGCUGGUGACUUCCUGUAGAGUCCCAGUCUAACUUUUAUGACAACAUGCACACACGUUCGUAGAUGUAUGAAGCUAUACGUUUGUGCAUCGUCGGUGUUGCUGUUGAAAAUCUGCAGUGAUUUUUCCCUUCGUGUGUUGACAGAAAAACAUUACUGGAACUGUAAAAAUUGACACACAGACAGACAGAAGUAAAAGUAGGAGGGAUGUGGAUUUUUAAGAUGGGAAAGUGAAAAAAAAAUAUUACAUCCUUUAGUGUGGAUGGCGAAAGAAAAAGUGAGUGUGUUUGUGAGAGAUAGAGAGGGGGCGAGGAAAGAGAGACAGAACAGGAGAGGGAGAAAGAGAGAGAGCUCGUAUUCGCACCCAUUACCAAUUCCACUCGGCACUAAGUGUACGUAAUUCCGAAGUGUCUUUGACAGAACUGAAAGAAAGACAAGCAAUCAAUGGGGACGGCGUGGGCUGGACGGACACUUUAGCUAAGGCCUCUUCGAUCCUGACUUGCUUUCGUGGGAUGGGGUAGAAAAAAAAGAACAAUUCGAGUGCUGUGAAGUGGGGUGAGGGCAGUCAUAGGUGUUAGAACCGUGCCUCCAGCCCAUCGGGGCUUCUUCGUUUUGCUGAAGCGGAAGAGAACCAAGGACAAAAACCAUGUUGUCACUCAUAUGUGAUGGUCAGCAAACAACCAAGUGAUGUACAUCUGGCCAUUUCGUCAGUCCGACCAUCGACUGUCUGCCUUCGUAUUAAGUCAACCAGAACUGACCUCAUCAGUCACGUCUGAAACUGCUGAAGUAACAUCUUACUUCUUGUGAGACUUCUUACGAAAAAUAAUGGACACCAUUCAGAGGAACUAGUGAACAUCUUAGUGAAAGCAUCACAGUCAUUGUUAUUGUUGCUAUUAGUACAAUAACCAUUAUUAUUAUUAUUAUUAUUACUUGAUUUUGCUAUGAAAGUUUUUGUCUGAGAACUGGUUGACCCAUUUUGUGGUAUUCAAAUAGUGAGUGUGAAACGGGACAAUUCUUCUGCCAAAAACCCAUCCUGCAUGACACAUGUGUAUGUGAUCUACCAGUGUUGUUUAUUCUGACAACCUUGUCUUUCAUAUCUGCCUUUGUAUUUGAGGGAGUUUAUUUAUUGAGUAAACUAUUUAAAGUGCAACGAACGUUGAAAUACAUGCACACAUUGUAAACAUCACUCUCAUCAUCUAUAUGUAUAUAAGGAAACACACAUUUAUAGACACUCAGUCAAACCUUGCACAUAUAUCAUCUUUAUAUACACACACAUACAUACAUAUAUAUAUGUAUAUAUUAUAUACACAGACAAAUAUAUAAAAGCUCAAGGUUGAGAAAACGUGAAAGAGUGUGAGUGAGUGAAGAUAUGUAUCCGGUGCAAACACCAUACACAGCUGCAAGCCAAACUGCCAUUUAUGACCAACCCCUCUAUCAGAUGAACCACUUGAAAAACAAUGAUAAAAGCAGUCUACCUGGUAAAUCAUUUCAGCAACAUUCUAGUUCUCCACCUGUAGAAGGUAACCCAAUGGAGACCCCAGAAGCUAGCAGCACAGAUUGUGCUGUGGCACAAGAAUUUGCAGCUACUGUAGCAUCAGAAGAUUUCUCAAAUGCUUCACAAAAUCAGAUCCCUAUCAAUAACAAUCAAGAUAAUCACAUGGUCCCUCCAGCCCCUCAACAGCCUAUUGAGGAUUCCACUUGCAUAUCUCGUAACGACUCCCUGGCUUUGGAUAGCAACAGUAGCCAUGCAUCCCACGAAUCUCCUCAAGCUGCCCAGCUACAGCCACAGCCACACCCUGCUUUUACAUCAGUGUCCCCACAACCCCCCAUGAUUACAACCCCUCGAACUAUGCCAGCAUCUACCAUGAUGCUGCCUGGCCACAACCAAACUAUAUUUGAGUGUGCUUUCUGCAAGAAAGUUUUUACAAAGCAGUUUGCACUCAGAGUUCAUGAACAAGUACAUCUUGGAGAGAAACCAUAUUCAUGUAAUAUAUGCAACAAAAGCUUUGCCCAACAGAUCCAUCUACGAAAUCACCAGCGUGUACACACUGGAGAGAAACCAUUUCAAUGCACCAUAUGCAAUAAAGCAUUCAGUCAAGCUGGCAAUUUAAAGCUGCAUCUCCGUAUCCAUUCUGGAGACAAACCAUUCACCUGUGAUAUAUGUUCUAAAGCGUUUUCGCAACGAAACAGCCUCAACGAUCACAAACGCUUCCACACUGGUAAUAUGUUUUUUUGUAAGUUUUGCAAGAGAGCAUUCUGCAACCAGUUUUUCCUUGAGAACCAUGAAAGAUCUCAUACCGGUGAAAAACCAUUCACUUGUGACUACUGUGGCAAACUGUUUGCUCAGCGAGGGAAUUUUCGAACACAUCUGAGGAUCCACACAGGAGAAAAACCGUUUAUCUGCGAAGUAUGUGGCAAAGCGUUCUCUCAAAGAAAUAGCUUAAAUGAUCACAAUAGAUUACAUACCGGCAAUUUGUUUUUCUGUCAGUAUUGUAAGAAAGCUUUCUGCAAUCAGUUCUUCUUGAAGAUUCAUGAGCGCAUACACACAGGUGAGUUAUUUUACUGUACCUUCUGUAAGAAAGGCUUCUGCAAUGAAUUCUUUCUUCGAAACCACGAGAGGGUGCACACAGGGGACAAACCCUAUGAUUGUCAAUUUUGUAAUAAGACUUUUGCCCAAAGGGGCAACUUAAAAACACAUUUAAGAAUUCAUACUGGGGAGAGGCCGUUCAUCUGUGACAUCUGUGAUAAAGCUUUCUCACAACGAAACAAUCUCAAUGAUCAUAAACGGUUACACUCUGGUGAUUUGUAUUUCUGCAGUUUCUGCAAAAAAGCAUUUUGUAAUCAAUUUUUUCUCAAGACUCACGAGAGGACGCACACAGGUGAGAAACCAUUUGAAUGUGAAUUUUGUCACGAGAAAUUUUCUCAGCAAGGCAAUCUGAAGACUCAUCUACGUACUCAUACUGGAGAAAAACCUUUUGCCUGUGGUCAGUGUGGUAAGAAUUUUGCACAGAAAGCUAAUCUGAAUAACCACAAGUGCCCCAUGGCAUCAGCACUGAAUAGAGAAACUGGAGGUGUUAAUUCUAAUAUGGGCGGCAAGAAUCACAGGCUCGCUAAUAAUAAUGAUGACUGUGGGAAUAGAAACUGUGAUGGGGAGGUUUUUUCAGGUUCAAAGCAACAACCUCAUAUUGCUUCACCCCCAGCAACAAUGAUGAAGGACUCUGGACAUGAUAAAUCUCCAAUGUCAUAUAAUUCGUCUCCCCCAGCUACUGCACAGUCACACCAUUCCAACAAAAUGGCGUCAUCAUCAUCACAUGUACAGAAGUCCAGUAUGAAGGUCACUGAUCGUCUUCUGCAGCAACACAACCACCAACAGAGUAUUGUUUCACAGCCACAUGGAGACUUACCUCAAGUUCUGCCUCAUGCUGUACGACCUCAGGUGUCAAACAUUUCCCCAACACAUGCACCGACAUCUCCCUAUCUCCACAGCAGCCUGCCUCAGAGUUGGGAGAACAACAAUUACGUUUGGUCACGGGGAUUCCCCAUGCCACCACUACUCACCUCGACUUGGCCCAAUAUGGCAGGUUCAUAUUCAUGCGGAGUAAAACAAGGCAAACAACUGCCGUGGAAUAACUUACAAGCUAUGCACGCUCCUUCAAAGAACAUUACAAAUCAAAAUCCAGAAACGAGUGGUAUAAAAUAGUUGUCUAAUAUAAUGGAAGAAACCUUUCUUCAUUCAUUUUUUCUUCUUUAUUCAAUUGGACAGACUUCUUCAUUUGUAAGAGUUUGUUUUUUUGUGUGUGUGUGUCUGCUUAACUUGUAUAUGUCUUCUGCGUGAAAUAGCCAGACAGCCAAUAUUACUCCCUGUUGUUGUUGAAUUUUUUUUUUUGAUGUCUCCAAAUGGUAUUAGAACACAUGCAUACCAACAUUAGUACAGUUUAGUACAUAAUGCUUACAAGUGACCGCAUCUUCAAUAAAAUUCUUCAGUUUCUCUUCAGAUUUCUGAGACAA
Molecule: messenger RNA, 4307 nt
Organism: Octopus bimaculoides (California two-spot octopus)
Lineage: Eukaryota; Metazoa; Mollusca; Cephalopoda; Octopoda; Octopodidae
Biological process (GO): regulation of transcription by RNA polymerase II
Molecular function (GO): RNA polymerase II cis-regulatory region sequence-specific DNA binding; DNA-binding transcription factor activity, RNA polymerase II-specific
Source: RefSeq, a predicted model, not a curated record